AUGGUUCCGUUCCGCAACUUCUUGGCCAAGAGGUCCGCCGCGCCUAAUGGCGGGGAGACCGAUUCCGAUACCAACCUCAACAAUGGCCAUUUAUCUGCUGAAAACACCAGUUCAACCGCCGUGAAUACCAGGAAAAGUUCGGACGAACCGCCCGAGUAUAAACUAAGUGGUAUGUUCUCUACGAUGCGAACGGACAUCUCCGCCCGCUCCCCGGUCAGCUACAGCGACGCAAUGCCCUCUCGAACCUCCCUCGACUCUCGAUUCUCCCGCAUGACCUCGCCCUCCCGCGCACACUCCGGCUUCGACAGGAAACCCGAAUCGAUGGAGGAAGAAUUCGAGGACGUGGGACUCGAAGACGAAGAGGCGAAACCCAAGAAAAAGGGCAUCUUUUCGCGACUCGGCGACCUCACCGGUGACUCGCAAACAUCAUCAUCAAAUUCCAAAUCCUCCCACCUGGGCUUUCACAUUCCCGGUAGGAAACGAGGACAGAGCAACGUAGGCUCGGAACUUGGCUCCAUGAAAACCCCUCCGCCGGGCGCGGAGGCCGCAGAAGUGCGCGAGGGCUGA
Molecule: messenger RNA, 567 nt
Organism: Aspergillus affinis
Lineage: Eukaryota; Fungi; Ascomycota; Eurotiomycetes; Eurotiales; Aspergillaceae
Exons: 2
Coding region: 1-567 (188 amino acids)
Source: RefSeq, a predicted model, not a curated record